AUGGCCGCCAACUCGCGCACGCGCAAGAGCGCAUUUCUGCUUCCGGUUUCUGAUCCGCGCACAGCAGGAAUUGAAAUUGACCUGUCUCCAUUAAAUUCAGACACUGUCUUGAAGGACUUUGGGAACAAGAGGGUUCAGGGAGGUUUUACUGUCAUACCCACAGGAUGCCAGCCAUUGAUCUUUUCUCUUGUGAAGUCCGAAGAGGAAAGGAUAGUGACCAGGUGUCUGACAAAUUAUUCUCAGGACCCAGUGACCUUUGAGGAUGUGGCUGUGGAAUUCACCCAGGAGGCGUGGAUUUUGCUGGAUCAAACUCAGAGAAGGCUGUGCAGAGAUGUGAUGCUGGAGAACUACAAGAGUCUGGCUGCAAUAGAUUGGGAGAUUUGUCUUAAUACCAAAUGGUCAGCACCUCAGCAGAAUAUUUUGCAGGGGAAAACACCCAGUGUGGUAGAAAUGGAGAGAAGCCAUACUGGAGAGGAAUUGUUUAAUUUUAACCAUUGGGAAGAAGCCUUGAGUGAACACUCCUGCUUUAAGAUUUACAGAUUACUCACAUUGAAAAAAACUUGUGAGUGCAACCAGUAUGUAAAAGCCUUCACAAAGAACUCUGCCCUUAAUCUAUACAACAAAACCCAUGAUGGAGAAAAGCCUCCUAAGUGUAAUCAGUGGUGAAACAGUUUUUAGCCAAAAUCCACAUCUGUUUGUGAGAAAACUUAUACUCGAAAGAAACCGUAUAAAUGCACGGACUGUGGGAAAGGCAUUCCUUCUUCCUUACACCUUAGAGAAUGUGUAAGAAUUCAUAGUGGAGAAAGGCCACAUACCUUUAAGGAAUGUAGGAAAGCUUUUUCUCAUUCUGCAGGCCUUUUUGAGUAUAUGCAAAUGAACAAUAGAAAAAAGUCCUGCAAAUCUAAAAGUGGGAAAACCUUUAUUUGAUCUUGUCUUAUUCAUCAUUUAAGAACUCAAAGUGAAUUAAUGCCUAUGGAAUGUAAGAAAUUUGAGAAAGCCUUUCCUUGUUCCCUAAAUCUUGCUAAAUGUAUACAGUUUCAUAUGAGAGACACACACUGUGUUUGCAAGGAGUGUAAUAAAGAGUUUACUUGUUUCCCAAAACUUAAUAUUCACAUGUGAGUUCACACUGGAGAAAAACCAUAUGAGUGUAGUAAAUGUGAGAAAACCUUUACCGAUUCUUCAGGUGUUAUAAAACGAACUCACACUGGAGAGAAGCCUUAUGAAUGUAAGGAAUGUGGGAAAGCCUUUAGUAACUCAUCUUGCUUUAAAAGUCAUAUGCAAACCCCUUGAGUAAAACCCUAUAAUUGUAAGCAGUGUGGGAAAACCUUAAGAAUUCACAGUAUAGAAAGAACUUUUGAAUGUAAGGAAUAUGGGAAGUCAUUUAGGUAUUCUUUGCACUUUAGUCAACAUAAACAUACUGGAGAAAAGCCAUGUAAAUGUAAAAAGGGUGGGAGAGCCUUCACUAUUUCAUCAGGUUUUACAGUACGCAUGAGAACUCACACUGCUGGAUGACCUUUUGAAUGUAAGGACUGUGGGAAAGCCUUUACUCGCCACCCAGGUGUCCCUCAGUCCACAUACUUUAUUCAACAUUUAAGAACUCAGAGUGGGGAAAAGCCAUAUAUAGAUGAGGAAUGUGGGAAAACCUUUACUACUUCAUGCCUUACAGAAUGUAUAAGAUUUCACUCUUGAGUGAAGCUUAUGCUUGCAAAGAAUAUGGGAAAGCCUUUAAUACUUUCUCUUAGAAAACACAUACUAAUUCAUAGUGAAGGUAACCUUAUUAAUGAGGAAUGUAGGAAGGCUUUAGCUCUGCCUUAUACUUUACUAUUCAGCUCUGAUUUCACAGGUAUGAAAAAUCUUAUAAAUGUAAAAAGUGUAGGAUUUUUUUUUAAUUCUUAUCCCCCACUUUGGGAAAACAUGAAAGCACACAUUAGGAGAGAUCCCAUGAGUGAAAGGGAUAUAGGAAAGCCUUUGAUUAUUCUUUGUUAUUAGGAAACAUAAUUCACACUGGAGAGGAACUGUAAAUUAUAAAUCUAGAGAAGGUGGAAAAGACUGUUAAUUUAUGUUACAUGUAGUAAAUCACAUUGGAGAGAUUCUGUGUGAGUGUAAAAACAGUGCUUUCAGUAAAUAUCUUACAUAUUUUUUUUUAUAAAAAUUGAAGUGCUA
This is a messenger RNA of Neomonachus schauinslandi (Hawaiian monk seal), 2163 nucleotides long. It is a transcript of the gene ZNF559, whose product is annotated as zinc finger protein 559. The record is from RefSeq and is a predicted model, not a curated record. Gene Ontology annotation, molecular function: DNA-binding transcription repressor activity, RNA polymerase II-specific. Lineage: Eukaryota; Metazoa; Chordata; Mammalia; Carnivora; Phocidae. Gene Ontology annotation, biological process: negative regulation of transcription by RNA polymerase II.